This is a messenger RNA of Drosophila yakuba, 739 nucleotides long. RefSeq lists its product as uncharacterized. Lineage: Eukaryota; Metazoa; Arthropoda; Insecta; Diptera; Drosophilidae. The coding region runs from base 106 to 723 and encodes 205 amino acids. The record is from RefSeq and is a predicted model, not a curated record. The transcript has a single exon.
AUUUUUAAAUCUUUCGAAAUUUUUCUGUCACAUCGUAGUUAAAAAAAAUAAAAUAUCCGAGUUUCUAAGCCGUUUCCAUUCAUCACAAAUUGUUAGUAACCAAAAAUGCUUAAAUAUUUGGCGGGAAUCUUCACCAAUCCGCGAAAUGACUACGCCAAUGGUCGCUUCAGCAUGCCCCAUCCAAGAAAGCCGGCAAUAAGGCGUUCAUCUCAGUUGGGGCCCAGGUUGCCCCAGGUGAAGAUAUCCACGAGGAGCAUCAUCAACGGCGGCAGGUUGGGAAACGGAAGGCUAAAGCUGGAAAACAGAGAGGCACGGCGACGUAGAGAGGAGAAUCCACACCUGCCGAGACCCCAUAGCCGAUCCUCCCAGAAAAUCAACACCGGCUUGGAUCCCAUCAGCUACAUAGUAAAUGUGGCUGAUUCUGCCUCAUCCCACGACGAGGAGGAGUCUGUGCCGCAAUUCACCAACGCAGCAAUCAAAUUGAAAGCGCCACGGCAUCGGAAACAGGAUUACGGACAUGUUAUCCCACCGCCAGUAACUCGCGUGCCCAGUUGGUCGGGUCCUUUGAAUGCCAAUCCAUUCAACAAUCUGGAUGACCAGACCAAUCGGAAGCUGGAUUCCAUUGCUGAAGAUGCGGACUCAGUGGGAUGGGAUGCGAUAUUCCUGCCCGAUGAGUUUUGGUCAGCGACAUCGGACUCGGAAGUGAAUAUUAAAUAUGAAUAAAUAAAUAUAAUGUGAA